This is a messenger RNA of Hirsutella rhossiliensis, 294 nucleotides long. RefSeq lists its product as uncharacterized. The record is from RefSeq and is a predicted model, not a curated record. Bases 1 to 294 code for a protein of 97 amino acids. The transcript has a single exon. Lineage: Eukaryota; Fungi; Ascomycota; Sordariomycetes; Hypocreales; Ophiocordycipitaceae.
AUGUCCCCAGAAGCCCAGCUCGAAGAAAUAUGCGACCAGAUGCAGGCACUAGACAUCCAAGCAUCCGCAUUCCGACAAAUUAAUAUCGACCUUUGGGACAACGAUAUCACACACGACGAAAAGGACAAGAUCGCAGUAACGACAUAUGUGGCAAAGUUCAUAUUCAUCGUUCAAUCUGGCAGUGAUCAAGGAUACGACCUCCUUGGUUACUUCCAACAGCAUUUUGAAGAAUGGACCGAAGACACAUGGGACCGCGCCCGAAUGAAUACAAGAGAGCCCUCAGGAAACUACUAA